Messenger RNA from Myripristis murdjan (pinecone soldierfish), 1996 nucleotides. RefSeq names its product dual specificity phosphatase DUPD1-like. Gene Ontology annotation, cellular component: cytoplasm. Gene Ontology annotation, biological process: negative regulation of MAPK cascade; protein dephosphorylation. NCBI's taxonomy places the organism in Eukaryota, Metazoa, Chordata, Actinopteri, Holocentriformes, Holocentridae. Bases 829 to 1401 code for a protein of 190 amino acids. The record is from RefSeq and is a predicted model, not a curated record. The transcript has 4 exons. Gene Ontology annotation, molecular function: MAP kinase phosphatase activity; protein tyrosine/serine/threonine phosphatase activity.
CAAGCACCUGUGCACUGUGUUCAAAUGCUUAUUGUUCUAGUGGGUUACUGAGAUUAUUGAAAUUUAAUGGACUGUUUCAAAAAGUAAGCCUCAUUUCUGUUUUUUUCUGCAUUUUUCACUAAACAAUCAACAUACAAACCGAGCGAGAUAAGAAAGUGGGACAUCACCCAAUGUGCAAUUAUGGAUGUAAACAUAUUUCUCUGCAGAGAAUAAUCUUAGUGGCUCUGAUAUAAUUCUCCUGCUAUUGGAAAAAAACAGUCCUGUCCCAAUGCCUGUGCUGGUGGCUCAGAUAACCUUUAAGGAAUGCAGAAGAUGAUGCCAGAAUUAUUUUGAGCCGGGAUUCAGAUGUUAAAAUAGCAAAAAAGGUUGCGGGGUAGAUUACCAGGGAGAACGCAGACAGUUGUGCUGUCGACCUUCAUGUAGCUCUCUUGCAAGAGGGAGACUUUGACAAGCGACGUUUCCAUCCAAGGCAAGUCUACUAACAAUGUAAUUCUUUCCUGCUGUGUUGGAGAUACAAAGCCAUAUUGCACAGUCUUUAGUAGCAUGUACAGUAUAUAUCAAAUACAGUGUAUCCAUUUACAUUUUGUACUGUGUAUGAUUCCUGUAUUUGCAAGGUAAACAUGUUCAUGAGGCACUUUUAUAAAUGGGUAUGUAUUUUGGUGAUACUGCAUUGCAUGAUGGAUUACACCCACUUUUUUUCCUUUUAUUAAUUUGCCCACAAAUCCAGACGAACCACAUCCGCAAGGCUAAAGAGGGAACUGUAAUUCAUAAAGCCAGCAAGAGGAGGCCUGGAGGAGGUUGUAAAGUCAGGAGUUGGAGCGUCCGGUCAUGCCCAGAGGCAUCAGCUGCUUUGGUGGCGGCGAGGGGGCAGGCGGCAGGUAUGAGACCCCCCCGGCUUCAGAGCUCCACAGGCUGAUGUGGACAAAGAAAGGGACCAGCGGCCACCUGGAUGAGGUCCAGCCCAGGAUCUAUAUCGGAGACAUGUAUGCAGCCAAAGACAAGAGGACACUCCAGGCGCACCGCAUCACCCAUGUACUUAACGCCGCUGAUGGGAAGUUCAAUGUGAACACGGGGGCCAGCUUCUACCGAGACACAAAUAUCACUUAUCAUGGAGUGGAGGCUUUUGACAUGCCAUCCUUCAACUUGAGUCCCUUCUUUUACCCGGCGGCCAAUUUCAUCAAGAACGCUCUGAGCUCGCCCACAGGGAAAGUGUUUGUCCACUGCGCGAUGGGUCUGAGCCGCUCAUCCACCUUGGUCCUGGCCUACCUGAUGAUCCAUGAGAACAUGACGCUGGUGGACGCCAUCAAAGCCGUCAGUGCCAACAGGAACAUCUGCCCAAACGAAGGUUUCCUGGAACAACUCCGAGAACUGGACAAAAAGCUGCACUGCCACGGGCGAUGACAAGGACCUGGAGCUUCCCCAGAUGGACUUAAGACACCAAACAUCACCACACAGCCUUCCUGUCAGUAUCUUGUAGAGAAGCAGAUGUAAAGAGGGAGAAGAAAAACACAUCUUAAUGUUCUUUUCAUUACAAGAUGAUGAAUACAGAAAUCCGAAAACUGAUACAUUGGCACUCUUUGAUAUACUGUAUAAGGCAAUUUUUAAUAUGCUCCCUUCUUAUCUCUGUGUAUAUAUAUAUAUAUAUUUUGUAGAAAGGUACCAGACAAUGCUCUUUUUAUUCCAAGUGGAAAACAGGCUUUUGUGUUUUCCACUGCUUCUACCUGGAAGAGGCUGCAGAAUGACUCACAAUUAAAAGAGCUGAUCUCAGUGCAUGUUUUUAAAUACAAAAUUAAAAAAAGACUUGGAGGCAGAUUUGUUAGGAUGUUGAUGCCUGCUGCGACAUAUGUUAUGCUCCUGUUUAAUUGGAAACUCCUCUUUGUGAUGCUUGCUCUUUGUGUUUGUUAUUUAUUACUGUCUUAUUGUCUGGAGCUCAUUGUUUUGAUCUGUGCUGUUGCCUGUCUUGGCCAGGUCACCCUUGCAAAAUAGGUUUUUUUUU